This is a messenger RNA of Austrofundulus limnaeus, 650 nucleotides long. Its product is annotated as gamma-crystallin M1. NCBI's taxonomy places the organism in Eukaryota, Metazoa, Chordata, Actinopteri, Cyprinodontiformes, Rivulidae. The record is from RefSeq and is a predicted model, not a curated record. Bases 57 to 593 code for a protein of 178 amino acids. The transcript has 3 exons. Gene Ontology annotation, biological process: lens development in camera-type eye; visual perception. Gene Ontology annotation, molecular function: structural constituent of eye lens.
UGGAGUUGGCAGAGUAAAUUGAAACAUCCACUGGAAACAGAGCCUAAGCCUCCAUCAUGGGCAAGAUCAUUUUCUAUGAAGACAGGAACUUCCAGGGUCGCUCUUAUGAGUGCAUGAGUGACUGCUCUGACAUAUCCUCCUACCUGAGCAGGUGUCAGUCCUGCAGGAUUGAGAGCGGCUGCUUUAUGGUUUAUGAGCGUCCUAACUACAUGGGCAUGCAGUUCUUCUUGAGGAGGGGUGAAUAUCAUGACAUGCAGCGCAUGAUGAGUAUGGAAAUGAUGUUUGACUCCAUCAGAUCCUGCAGAAUGAUCCCUUAUCACAGAGGUUCUUUCAGGAUGAGGAUCUACGAGAGGGAGAACUUUGGUGGUCAGAUGUUUGAGCUGAUGGACGACUGUGACUCUGUCAUGGAUCGCUACCGUAUGUCUGACUGCAUGUCUUGCAAUGUGAUGGACGGCCACUGGCUGAUGUAUGAGCAGCCCCACUACAGAGGCAGAAUGAUGUACCUGAGGCCUGGAGAGUACAGGAAUUUCAUGAACAUGGGCAUGAGUGGCAUGAGGUUCAUGAGCAUGAGACGUAUUACUGAUAUGUGUUAGACUAGAAAAAUCUAUUUCUGCAUUUGAGUAAAUAAAAUGUCUAAUUCAUAAAACCUA